Messenger RNA from Cucurbita pepo subsp. pepo (vegetable marrow), 2623 nucleotides. RefSeq lists its product as uncharacterized. The record is from RefSeq and is a predicted model, not a curated record. Lineage: Eukaryota; Viridiplantae; Streptophyta; Magnoliopsida; Cucurbitales; Cucurbitaceae.
CUCGAGCUGCCCCACACUUCAUUGCUUCCUUCUCUCACCGCCAACCAUUUUUCAUCCAAAAUUUCCCCCAAGUCCAAAUCUCUGCUUUGAGGUCAAAUAACCAUAAUUCAACCUCUUCCCUCCUUCAUAUUUCUUCUUGUUUGCCUCAAUCAUGCCGGGAACUAUCCGAGUUUCAGUUCUGGAGUUCAUCGACCUUCCUGAGCUAUUGUCUUCCCCAAUUUCGAUUAAAGUUUCCAUGGGUAAAACACAUUACGAAACUUCGGAUAAAGGAGAUUUCUCAUUUCCAUUGACAACGCUUCGAGAUGAUGUGAUUCUUAUAAUUCAGGAUGCUGGAGGGAAUGAGAUAUCACGUGCAGGUGUUCAGGUGAAAUCAAUAGUUGAAAAGGGUUACUGGGAUGAUCUUUUUCCUCUUGAAGGAGGAGGGCGUGUGCAUUUGCAGUUCCAGUUUGCUCUUAGUGAAGAUGAUCGCAGUCGAAUUCGAAUGAUGAGAGAAACCGCUUUGAGAAGAAAACAUGUUGAACGUCAAGAUAGCAAUCUCAAAAACUCUGGAAGCAACCUUGCAUCAUCCUUUAACCUCAACCGUGAGCUUUCAGAUUCACAAAAAUGUCUUCUUCAAAUUGGGGAUCUAAGUGCUAAAGAAGCAGCUCACCAGUCUCCAUCAGCAUCAAAUCAAAAUAUCCCUGAUGAGAUACCAGUUACUGAAAAAACGAACAAGAUUCGACUUGAUCGGAUUCAACCACUUUCAGUCGAGAAUGAUGCAGAUAGAAGUAAGGAUAAUCCAUCAGCAAUUCCUCUGAUGCAAGAGGUUGAGGUUAAUAAACCAAAGGUAAAUAACACCGUAUUAGUUGAUAGGAUGCGGAUGCAGUCACCUCAUGCAAUCAGACCGUCACCGACCAGUUUGGAAGAAAAUUUGGUUCAUUCUCGAAGCUCAGAGUUAUCCAAUUCUCCUUCAAAAGGUGAAGGGAUGACUGAUGUUAAUGAGGAUAAGCCAUCCACAACUCCUCUGUUGCAAGAAGUUGGUGUUAAUGAACCAAAGGUCAAUAACAUUGAAUUAGUUGAGAGAAAGGGGACACUGCCACCAUGUGCAGUCAAACCUUCACCGACCAUUCGUUCGGAAGAAAAUUUGGUCCAUUCUCGAAGCUCAGAGUUAUCGAACUCUCCUUCAAAAGGUGAAGGGAUGACUGAUGUUAAUGAGGAUAAGCCAUCCACAACUCCUCUGUUGCAAGAAGUUGGUGUUAAUGAACCAAAGGUCAAUAACAUUGAAUUAGUUGAGAGAAAGGGGACACUGCCACCACGUGCAGUCAAACCUUCACCGACCAUUCGUUCGGAAGAAAAUUUGGUCCAUUCUCGAAGCUCAGAGUUAUCGAACUCUCCUUCAAAAGGUGAAGAGAGGACUGAUGUUAAUGAGGAUAAGCCAUCCACAACUCCUCUGUUGCAAGAAGUUGGUGUUAAUGAACCAAAGGUCAAUAACACUGAAUUAGUUGAGAGGAAGGGGACACAGCCACCUCGUGCAGUCAAACCUUCACCGACCAUUCGUUUGGAAGAAAAUUUGGUCCAUUCUCGAAGCUCAGAGCUAUCGAAUUCUCCAUCAAAAGGUGAAGAGAAGACUGAUGCUUCAGAGGCGGCACCAUCACGUAGGAGAACUCCCGGGAAUGUUAAAAAAGUAAUAAGUGCCUUUGAAAGUAGCCUGACUCAGGAUACAAAACCUCGCAUUAAACCUACCAGAAAUACUCAACCCAAUGUGGUCGAAAAGCAACCAUCUUCCGAAGUUAAUCAAUCGAAGGAUAAUUCUAAGCCGACUCGGUCGCAAACGACAAUAGGCCCUCCUCUUGCAGGGGAGUUGACCCAUGACUUAGCAAAUACCAGGCAAAAGGAACAGAAACGUAAAUUCUUUGAGGCUUCAGAUGGGACUAAAUCACUUAAGUUGAAGGGGAAAAAGAAUCAAGUUGGAGAAGAAAAUUUGAGUGAAAAGGAGUUUGAUGAUAUAGAUGCAAAGAAUGAUGAAUCUUAUCAAAAGUCUGUGCCUGAGAAGCCGGACUACGAUAGAAAUUCAGUAACAGGUGAAUCGGUAUCACGUGUCGAAGACGAGCAAAUUCCAUCCAAAAGGUCUGGUGGGUGGAUAUUUACAGACGAAAGACGACGGCUGUGUGUCACCACUGGUGGUGAUCAUAUGCUAGAUCUGGUGGGAGGAGGUCGCACUAGCUAUACAUUCAUCCGUAAAGGGGAAAUGAAGAUUUCCACGGAAGAGCAGAAUAGAGGUACCUCAGAGCCUAAGGCAAAUGGGGGCAACCAUGAGCAUCAAAAAAUGAUCAAACCAGAGAAUUCAGAUGAUGUAAAGCCCUCUGAAGGGCCACUUGCCAAUGCCUUAAAAGUUGCAGUGAUGCUUGGAUUGGGGACUCUUGUUCUCCUCACUAGACAAAGGAAAAAGAAGAAAUAGCCAGUUGGGUGAAGGAUCCACACCAAUUGUGCAUUCAAGGCGAUCAAAGCUGUUAUGUUUCUUCUCCCAUUCUUUUUUUUUUAAAACCACGUGCGUAUUAACAAAUUUUGAUCUUUCGUAAAGAAUGUCAUUGUAUAAAUUUUGUUCUUAAUUUAAUAUAUCAACUUUAUAUUCUGAUGUCUGUAA